CUUUCUCCAAAAUCCCCCUUCGACCCCAACGACGGGAAAGAUACUCUACACAUUCUGACAUACAUCCGACGGUAAUUUUCAUCCUGUGCCAUCUCGAAGAAACCCUGGUCAACAUGUCUCGACCUGGCACUCCCUCGAUGCUAAUUUUCGACGUCUUGGGCACAGUCUUUGAAUGGAGAUUCUGCAUUGCGAACCAGCUGAAGGCUGCAGCAGAAAGGGCCCUGCAAGACCAGGCUCGCGAGAUUGCUGUGGAUGUGCGAGGCCGUGUCUCCGACCUAGCGCCCUCAACAUGGAAUGAAAUCACAGACGAGUGGCACCGCUCGUAUAUGAACUUCGGACGCAGCUUUGAUCCAUCCAAGCCCUUUGUAUCUGUAGACGAACACAACCGCGUCUCUCUAAGCAAUAUCUUCACCGACAGGCGUCUGCGGGAUCUUUUCAAUGACGACGAUCUCCAGCACUUGACUCUCUGUUGGCAUCGCCUCGAUCCGUACGCGGACAGUGUUCAAGGCCUUGCGCUGCUCAACACCAAGUUUCCGACUUCCACAUUGUCCAACGGUAAUGUCAAACUUCUCGAAGAUCUAGUGGAGCACGGUUCUUUGCCUUUCAAGCAUAUAAGCAGUGCAGAGCACUUCAAUGCUUACAAGCCAGCGCCAGAAGUCUAUCAUGCCGCUGCGCGCAGGUUCGGGUUAGAGACCUCGCAGUGUUGCCUUGUCGCUGCCCAUCUUCACGACCUGCAAGCCGCCAAAAAGUGCGGGUUCCAGACAAUUUAUAUCGAGCGACCUUUGGAAGAAGCUUGGGAUGCGGAACGCGUCGCCCAAGCUAAAGGAGAAGGAUUUGUUGAUUACUGGAUCGGCAUCGAAAGAUCAGGUCUUUUGGACGUUGCUCGGUAUUUUGGAAUAGAGACAGACGCGUAGGUCCAUGUCUUCGCCUACAAUACACCCUUUGUGCGCUGGUUAGAAUCAUAGUUGUCUUCUAGUUUUAUCGCCGCUCUUCCGCGC
Aspergillus neoniger CBS 115656 is the source of this 998-nucleotide messenger RNA. Its product is annotated as haloacid dehalogenase, type II. Lineage: Eukaryota; Fungi; Ascomycota; Eurotiomycetes; Eurotiales; Aspergillaceae. Bases 114 to 914 code for a protein of 266 amino acids. Gene Ontology annotation, molecular function: hydrolase activity, acting on halide bonds, in C-halide compounds. The record is from RefSeq and is a predicted model, not a curated record. The transcript has a single exon.